This is a messenger RNA of Talaromyces rugulosus, 1755 nucleotides long. RefSeq lists its product as uncharacterized. Gene Ontology annotation, biological process: transmembrane transport. The transcript is spliced from 7 exons. Gene Ontology annotation, molecular function: calcium ion binding; ATP transmembrane transporter activity. The record is from RefSeq and is a predicted model, not a curated record. NCBI's taxonomy places the organism in Eukaryota, Fungi, Ascomycota, Eurotiomycetes, Eurotiales, Trichocomaceae. The coding region runs from base 1 to 1755 and encodes 584 amino acids.
AUGGGGCCCGUCGAGACCCCCGAAAGGGUCGACAAAUUAUGGGAAACUAUAGAUACCCGCAAGCAGGGAUAUGUGGACUACAAUGGCUUGAAAAGGGGCCUGAAGAAGAUGGACCACCCCCUUAAAAAUGCAGACUCGAUGCUGCACCAGGUAUUCAAAACCGUCGACACGAGCGGUGACGGUCGCAUACAAUACAAUGAAUUCCGCGACUUCGUUUACCACGCCGAUGACGCUUUAUGGGAGCUUUUCCAGAGUAUAGACCGAGAUCACAAUGGGCAGCUUGAUAGGAAUGAGUUGAAAGAGGCCUUUUCCAAGGCUGGGAUCACGGUGUCGAACUCUACGCUCGACGAAUUCCUCGAACAAAUGGACCAAAACAAUGACGGCGUCAUCAGCUAUACUGAAUGGAGGGACUUUCUACUCUUCCUGCCCACAGACACGGCCAGCCUACGGACUGUUCUCUCGUACUACACAGCAACGGGAAAUCUAAACCCGGAGGGAGAUGUCGACAUCAAUGAAACUCUACAGGGUUUAGGUACUGAAAUCCCGACUCUCUACCACUUCCUCCAUUCCCUGGCGAACAUACUCUACCAUCUCUGUCAAGCCUCUAUCUCGAGACUCAGCGCUGCUCCAUUCAACCUGGUGGCUGUUGCAUAUGCCGAGACGUCCAGUGCCGAGCCAGCCUCCGAUCCGGAAUUGCUCGUGUUAGACGCUGACCUUGAGCUUGAGUGGCUGCCUGUUCCUCAGACUGUAGCUAUGUGGAUGUCGGUGCACUCUUUUGAACUGAAGUUGACGGACCUCUUCCCCCACCUAGGUUACUUCAUCGCCGGUGGAGUCGCUGGCGCCGUCUCACGGACAGCCACUGCGCCCCUCGACCGUCUGAAAGUCUAUCUCAUUGCCCAGACUGGCGUCCGCGAAGAAGCUGUCCGUGCGGCCAAAAAGGGUGCUCCCCUGAGCGCUGUCGGAAGGGGGCUUAAGAGCUUGGCCGAUGCAACCCAGGAGCUGUGGCGUGCUGGAGGCAUCCGCAGUCUUUUUGCAGGUAAUGGGUUGAACGUUGUCAAGAUCAUGCCAGAAUCUGCCAUCAAGUUUGGCGCAUAUGAAUCUUCAAAACGUGCAUUCGCUCGUCUCGAAGGACACAAUGACCCGAAACAAAUAAGACCAACCUCGCAGUUUUUAUCUGGUGGGCUUGGUGGCAUGGUGGCCCAGUGUUUUGUUUACCCGGUCGAUACAUUGAAAUUCCGCAUGCAAUGUGAAAUUGUAGAAGGAGGAAUUCAAGGAAACAAACUCAUUGCAGAGACUGCUCGAAAAAUGUGGCAAAGCACUGGCGGUCUUGCAUUCUUUCGUGGUCUGCCUCUGGGCCUCAUUGGCAUGUUUCCCUAUGCGGCCAUCGAUCUGUCCACAUUUGAAUAUUUGAAAUCAAGACUCCUUGCGCGCAAAGCUCGCUUGAAUAAGUGCCACGAGGACGAUGUACCGCUGAGUAAUUUUGCAACCGGAGCUAUCGGGGCUUUUAGUGGUGCUUUAGGCGCCUCCUUUGUCUAUCCACUCAACGUGUUGCGAACACGACUCCAAGCCCAGGGCACAGUUUUGCACCCGGCUACUUACGACGGAAUACUCGACGUUGUCCGCACAACGUAUCGAACCGAAGGACUUCGAGGGUUCUACAAGGGCAUCACACCCAACAUGCUCAAAGUAGCACCGGCGGUUUCGAUCAGUUACGUUGUCUAUGAAAACUCGAAACGUGCUCUCGAUUUGAAAUGA